Puntigrus tetrazona (Sumatra barb) is the source of this 1342-nucleotide messenger RNA. It is a transcript of the gene thoc3, whose product is annotated as THO complex 3. The record is from RefSeq and is a predicted model, not a curated record. NCBI's taxonomy places the organism in Eukaryota, Metazoa, Chordata, Actinopteri, Cypriniformes, Cyprinidae. The coding region runs from base 40 to 1008 and encodes 322 amino acids. Gene Ontology annotation, biological process: mRNA export from nucleus. Gene Ontology annotation, molecular function: protein binding. The transcript is spliced from 6 exons. Gene Ontology annotation, cellular component: THO complex part of transcription export complex.
GAGGAUGCGGCUUAAAUACGCGGCGAAGGAGCGGCGAGCAUGGCGUCCUCUUACUAUCAGGAGAUGCAGGACGUCUUCAGGAAUAACAAUAAAAGCAGGGAGUUCCCGGCUCACAGCGCUAAAGUGCAUUCGGUGGCCUGGAGCUGCGAUGGAAAGCGACUGGCGUCCGGGUCCUUUGACAAAACCGCGAGCGUGUUCGUCCUGGAAAAAGACCGACUGGUGAAGGAAAACAACUACAGGGGGCAUGGAGACAGCGUGGAUCAGCUGUGCUGGCAUCCCACCAACCCCGACCUGUUCGUCACCGCAUCCGGAGACAAGACCAUCCGCAUCUGGGACGUCCGGACCACCAAAUGCAUGGCCACGGUCAGCACCAAAGGGGAGAACAUCAACAUAUGUUGGAGUCCCGACGGUCAGACCAUCGCCGUCGGCAACAAGGACGACGUCGUGACGUUCAUCGACGCCAAAACGCACCGCCCUCGAGCCGAGGAGCAGUUCAAGUUCGAGGUCAACGAGAUCUCGUGGAACAACGACAACGACAUGUUCUUCCUGACUAACGGGAACGGGUGUAUUAAUAUACUGAGUUAUCCCGAUCUCAAGCUCAUCCAGUCGAUCAAUGCCCAUCCGUCGAACUGCAUCUGCAUUAAAUUCGAUCCCACGGGCAAGUACUUCGCCACAGGAAGUGCAGACGCUCUGGUCAGUCUGUGGGACGUGGAGGAGCUGGUGUGUGUGCGCUGCUUCUCCAGACUAGACUGGCCGGUGCGGACGCUUAGUUUCAGCCACGAUGGUAAAAUGCUGGCGUCGGCUUCGGAGGAUCACUUCAUCGACAUCGCUGAAGUGGAAACGGGUGAGAAGCUCUGGGAGAUCCAGUGCGAGUCUCCCACCUUUACUGUGGCGUGGCACCCAAAGAGGCCGCUGCUGGCGUACGCCUGCGACGAUAAAGAGGGCAAAUACGACAGCAACCGAGAGGCGGGCACCGUCAAGCUCUUCGGCCUUCCCAAUGACUCCUGAGGACCCGGGUCUGCGUGCGUUCGGGCUAAUUCUGCAUCAUUCGAGGUGGACGAAGACGUGGUCUCAUCCGUGUAGAUUACUUAAAUCAUUUGACCUUGAAAGCAUUGUGUUGUUUGCCAUAAUUGCCGUUUUGUAAAUUGUUUCAUCUUAAUCUUUUUUGUUCAAAUGCAUGUCUUGUAUCUGCAGUUUCAGAAGUGACCAGCAGAGGGCAUCACAAACUCACAAAAUGUGUAUAAGGCCAUUUUUGUAUGCCUUUUUUUUUUAAUUAUAGAAAUAAACUUGUGCUGUAUUUUUAAAAUAAAAAAGGGUUUAAUAAAGUAUUAUUGACCUAUAA